CCCCGAUUUCAGCCGCGCCGGGCAGGGCUCUGCGCAGCGGCGCCCCGUCCCCGGCGGGGACCUGCCGCAGCCCGGGGCCGCCCGGGGCGGGCCGGCGGGGCCGGGCUAUAAAGGCACCGGCAGCUCCGCCGGCGGCAGCCGUCGCCCGCGAUCAGCCGCCGCCGCCGCCGCCUCCUCGCCCCUCCCGGAGCCGCCGUGGGAAACCAGCUACUUUGCCUGUGGGCUGACACCCUCAAAGGGGAAAAGACCAGCAUGAAGGAGACAAAAGGAGAAAAUGCCAAGAGUUGGCAGGACCAGACCGCAAGGAGGGGCAAGUGCGACCUGACCGGCUGGUGGGAGAACGACCUGGGCUCGCAGAUGCACAUCUUCAGCGUGAACAGCCAGGGCGACUUCAGAGGCGAGUACCACACCGCUGUCUCGAGCGCCCAAAAGCCAAUCAAGCCUUCACCCCUCCACGGUUCCCAGCACUUGGACGAGGACGGACAAUGCACGUUUGGCUUCACCGUCAACUGGAAGAGGUUUUCUGACUCCACCGCCGUCUUCGUGGGCCAGCGCUUUGUGGACGCCAGCAAGCAGGAGGUCUUGCAGACAGCCUGGCUCCUGCGGGAGAAGGUCGACUCCCUCCAGGAUGACUGGAAAGCCACCAGGGUCGGCCGCAACGUCUUCACUCGGAUGAACUUCAAGGAAGAAUGAAAAGCCUCUCUGACACCAUCUCUGCCAGCCUAGGAGGGAGAGGUGCUGUCGCACAGGUCACAGCAGCACCUGCCAUGAAGGAUUUGUCCCUUCACUUGUCAUUUCUCACACUCAUACUUCAGUAUUUGCUGGCUCCCCAGCCUUGUCCCUGGCCAGGGGGACCUGGUGGGCCGGUCUGCAGCAUCAGCUGUGCGCCGAUGCCACCGGGGACUCGGCAGGAGCUCUGCUCAAGCUGGUCUGAGCUCCUUCAGCUAGAAGCUUCUUCCAAACCAGGAGCAUCGGAGACAGGAUGGGAACAGCCUGUGUGCCCCAGCUCUUCUCUAGCUGGGACCUGGGUCUCAGCUGAGGCGCUUGCUGUGCUCAGAGCAAGGAGAUUUGCUCAGCUGCUUGCUGCCUCCAAACCUCAUCUGUUGGGGGUGACCCUCAUCCAGACAUGGGGCCUUGUAGCAUAUCUGAACAGCUCUCGCCUGUCUGGAGAAACCAUGACAGAGUCGAAUCUUUUCUCUGAUAAGCUUCUUACAGAGCACUCAGGAGCUGCCCCGUCAUAUCCCUCGUUCCCCUUCUCAUGGGGACUCGUGCGGGUGCUGCCACACUGCGUGGUCCGACACAUACCAUCACCACCUCUGCACAUCAGAGCUCUUGUGGGCAUGCAGCAUGAGUGUCUUCUUAAAAAUGCCUUUUUGGUGCCUUCGCAGUCACCUCCAAAACAGUCUCAUGAGUGAUCGCUGCCCUGGAGUGUCCCCAGAUGGGUCAUCUAGGGCAUGCAUGAUCCCUCUCUUGUCAAGGUUGGGCACCCCCCACCUGGCUCCCCCGGCCCCCAGGCUGUCUGCAAGUGCCUGCACUUGCCUGCCCCAUCCCAGCCAGGCUCACACAAGGUGUCUCUCCGAACCUGCACGUCUGGUGACAUGGCACCGGUGCGCCCACCGCCAAAAUCUGCAUGCACUCUCCCACAGUGGGAAGUGCGUGUGGGGGAGCGUCGCGCUGUGGUGCAAGUUCUGCUCUGAGGCUCUUUUCAGCUUUGGUGAAAAAGGCUCCAAAAGUGGAAUAAAAUGAUUUUUUUUUC
This is a messenger RNA of Dromaius novaehollandiae (emu), 1756 nucleotides long. Its product is annotated as avidin-like. The record is from RefSeq and is a predicted model, not a curated record. Lineage: Eukaryota; Metazoa; Chordata; Aves; Casuariiformes; Dromaiidae. The transcript is spliced from 5 exons. Gene Ontology annotation, molecular function: biotin binding. The coding region runs from base 253 to 693 and encodes 146 amino acids.